CGAAUAACUAUCUUAACUAUUUAAUAUUCAACAAAAAGUUUAAAGGACUGAAGAGUUACAUUUAGGUUGUUUUUAUAAAUGUAAACAUGAUCAAUAAGCUGUUCUAAAUUCUAAGUUUGGUAACAACACCAAGGAGUGAACAGUAAUCACAAAUGGAAGUUUUAAUAGAUGAGCGUAUUCGACAAGGCCAUGAUCCAGCAAAUAUGUACCAACAAGUGCAUUUUGAAUUCACCGAUUCUGAGAUAUCAGCUUUCCCACACUCGCCUACCGCCCUGAAAUACAAAACAGCAUAUGACAUGUUUAAAAAAGCGCGAUUAAUACUAGAUCAAUAUACAAAAGCAGAAGUGGAUACUGAACAUGACUGUGAUUUCCUACAGCCAGCUUUUCACGGUUAUUCUAAGGCACAUAUGUGUGAUAAUAUCUGGUAUGGUAAGUUCAAGCCUCCAAAACAUGCCUCCUACCUUAUAGAUCAAUACAUAAAACAAAGGCCGGAUGACAUGUUAUCUGAAUUCUGUAAACAUGUAUUCAUUUAUGAAUCACAACUUAGUGGAAGUGAAUUCUCAAAAUUUGAACAUUUAAAAAUAGCCAUUCGAACACACGAACAAUUUGCAAUGAAAGUACAAAAGGCACAUCAUUCCGAUAUUCAACGAAAAAUUCUUGCUACUUUAUAUAACAAUUUAGGUUCGAUUUAUACUAUCACAAACCAAAGAUUUCGUGCAAUCGAUUCCUUCCAGAAUGCUUAUGAUAUUGACAAUGACGAUCAUGAUUCCCUUUUCGGCAUUGCGUGGUGGCAUCGUUUUGAAGACCCAGUAAAAGCUAUUAAUUUGUUUCAUAAGUAUUUAGAUUCUGCACCCGAAUGUAGUAAGAAAUAUUAUGAUGCAUAUUAUUCACUAUCGGAUAUUUAUAUUUCGAUAUACGGAAAUACUAAAGAAGCUAAGAUGUAUUAUCGCAUGGGUUUAGAUGCCGAGAAAAAGCAGUUGCCAUUUAUCUCCGUCUAUCCCACAGCUUCGAAACUUGGUGCACAAAAGAAAAUUGAACGUUCUGAUAGAAUGAUGUGAAUAUUGAAAUAUUU
Mytilus trossulus (common blue mussel) is the source of this 1072-nucleotide messenger RNA. RefSeq lists its product as uncharacterized. The record is from RefSeq and is a predicted model, not a curated record. Lineage: Eukaryota; Metazoa; Mollusca; Bivalvia; Mytilida; Mytilidae. Gene Ontology annotation, molecular function: protein binding. The transcript has 2 exons. Bases 153 to 1058 code for a protein of 301 amino acids.